Molecule: messenger RNA, 7833 nt
Organism: Ochlerotatus camptorhynchus
Lineage: Eukaryota; Metazoa; Arthropoda; Insecta; Diptera; Culicidae
Gene: Ptp99A
Product: Protein tyrosine phosphatase 99A
Exons: 17
Coding region: 1604-5551 (1315 amino acids)
Biological process (GO): protein dephosphorylation
Molecular function (GO): protein binding; protein tyrosine phosphatase activity
Source: RefSeq, a predicted model, not a curated record
UCGCGCUCGGCUCGCCGUGCUACGACGAUAUAUCGCUCGCUCACACUUUCGCUCGCAAUAUUCGUCCCGAGGGCCAUAAGGAACAAGUUUUGUGUGCGCUCUAGUUCGUCUCAAAGAUCACUGGGAGCUACUCGGAAGAGUGAGAAAAAUCCACAGCACCCCCGAGGCCAGACGGAUGGAGCGCAGUAUUCGCGGGAGCAUAUUUGCUCCAAUUUUCGGCCCUCUUUCGUGUUUUUGUUGAUUGUGACAGUUUACGAAUGUCAAAAAUGAUGGCAUGGAAGAUGUUGUGCUCUCAGGACGCUAGACUACCCAGUGAAGUGUGAUUACGUGACGAAGAAGGUGUUUUAGAAGUGAAUACGCCCUAGCAGUCAAGGGGCAAUCGGAGAAAAUUUUCAUCAUUUGCGUGUUGCUGAGAGUGAAAAGAUGUAAACAGAAGCAACAACGAACGCAGCAGAGAGCUACUGUCAAAGUGGGUGGCUGACAGAAGCUGUCAACAGGCAUCGCCACGAUUUGCGGUUUAUUUGGAUUAGCUGAGAGGGUGGGAGAACAUUGAGAUUGUUGGUAAACAUCCGCAUGCCGACCAGAAUCUUCUUUGAAAUGCACCGCAAUGAAUGAGGGAAUGAUGAUUUAUGUUUCUGAGUAAUCAACUUCAGAUGAAAAAUGCGCUUCACGGCCGAAUCGUCGUUCCCAAAGCGAAUUUCUACUGAUGCAGAAAGAUGCAACCAACGGAGUGGAUUAAAACAUUAAUGACGAUGAUCUGUAUAACGUAUUUUUGAUGCCAACUGGGAAAUGAUGCUAACCGUUUUGCAACACUAACUAACGAACGGGCGGAUGGUAGAUUUACAUAAUUGCAUCCCGGAAGAACGCAUGCGAGUGAAACAAAAAGCAGCUAAGAGGAAAAUAUGCGAGUGCACUGAUUUUCAGCCCGAUAGUGUACAAUUGACCACCUCAUCGGUAAACAAACGAAACGCAGGGGACAAACCGAAUGUGGAAACAAUACACCACCGCUGGGACACAGGCCCAACAACGCGUGGGUGUGUAAAACGGGAAACAAUGGAGAGGGUCCAUCCCAUCGACGAUGGUGAGCGCUUUGUUUCGAGUUCCGGGAAAAUCCAGUAAUGAUGGAAAUUGUUGGGUUGCAUUUUCCUCCCGAGAGAGGAUUUGCGAAUGCGAAGAAAAAUACUGCCCAGGUGAACUUGUGAAGUGGUAAAAACAGGGAAAAAUGGACCAUUUAGAUUGUCCCGUGCAAGCAGUAGUGUCAUUCGCAGUAGCAGCAGCAAAAGUGACACCAGACACAACCGGGCGGUGGGUGAAGUUCGGCAUCGCAGCCAAACAAUGGCUCCGGAACGACCGGUUUCUGUAGGUGGUCAGCAGUGUGUUCCGUAGCCUAACGAGGACGGUGACGACGAUGGCGAUGAUGGUGUCACUAUGGUUGUUAUUGUUGGUAUUGGGGAUUAAUUUCCCGGUGACCCAGUGGGAUGCUGAUGAUCACAAUUGUGCAGAAGUGUAUGUGUGAUUGUGAGUGAGAAGGUGUUUCCGCGAAAGUGAGGAGAAAAUAACACACGAAUAGGAGAAAAAUCAACAAUAUAAUCUACCCGACACCAUGAGCACCGUGCCGUGGAAAUCCGCGGCCACUGGUCCGGACAACCGGGGAUUUAUAGUCACGUGUGGAUUACUGCUACUGCUGUUGGCAACGGCGGCAAGGAUGCUUGGUGCUGAUGCAACGAGGAUUUUCGAUAUCGAAAAUAUACCGGUGGUGAAAUACGUGGCCGUGGCAGGAAAAAACAUUACCCUCAGCUGCCCGGGGGUAACCGAACACUCGCUAGUGGACAGCCUGGUCUGGCGAACCACGCAGACCAUUGCUGAGCUAGUGAACGGGGAACCGAUGACCACCAGUCUGAGAAUUACACUGUUACCUGAUAAUUUUAGUCUUCAUUUUAAUCCGGCUUUUGCCUCCGAUACCGACGAGUAUAGCUGCCUUGUGAACGAUCGACAAAGCCCGGAAGCGCUGGUCGAUUUACUGGUGCAAGAUGUACCAGAUCCACCGGGACGACCCCUGGUGGUAAGUUUUACGUCCAGGUCGGUAAAUCUGUCGUGGGCGUACAUACAGGAUCCGCGAAAUUCACCGACCACUCAUUUUGUCAUCGAAAGUAGGGUCGGCGAAAACGGUGACUGGGAUCAGAUGGAACCAAUUUACACCAAUAGCAAUCAGGCCUCUUUCCAGGUCACAGGACUAGUUCCAUUCACCGUCUACAGCUUCCGGGUGAUCGCCGUCAACGAGCAUGGUCACAGCUUACCGUCCAGGGAGUCGUAUUACUUCGUGACUCUGCGAGAAGUCCCUACCGGUAAGCCGGUGACGACGAUCGCCCACAACACAUCCGCCACGUCGGUGUACAUCUCGUGGAAACCCCCACCGCCGGAGACGAUUCUGGGAGAAUUUCUCGGCUACCGGAUAACGUACCGAGCGCGGGACAAAGGCACCGACGACGAUGUCAAGGAAAUCUACAUCCGGGACAGCAUGGUGGAGAGCCACGAGAUCCAUCAACUUGAAACGUACACCCAAUAUCUUGCGUCGAUACAGGUGUUCAAUCCGGAAGGUUUGGGACCACCUACCACGGUACUGGUGAUGACAGAUGAAGGAGUUCCCAGCAAACCGUUGAAUUUAAGCGUUCCGGAAGUCACCUCAACAACUAUUAAGAUCACCUGGCGAGAGCCGGAAAAGCUGAACGGUGCCAUCCACGGCUACCGGGUGUACUAUGUACAUCAAGACCAGACGCUACUGCAUCUUCCCAUUCUGAAGGCAGAUGCUGCAGUCAACUCCGUCUACACGUAUACGCUUUCAAAUCUCAAACCCUAUACAGACUACAAAAUCAUCGUAGCUGCCUUCACCAAAAAGUUUGACGGUGAGCCCUCGGAAGUGUCCCAGCGAACGGACAUCAGUGGUCCCAGCGCCCCAAAAGUGGUCAACCUUACCUGCCACUCGCAGCAUGAACUUUUCUUCGGCUGGAAGAUACCGCAAACCUACUACAAUACCAUCGACUACUACAUCAUCAGCUACCGGAAUUUAGCGCACAGCGAAUACAAAGACAUCCGGUUGAGUGCAAAUUCAUCAAUCGUGGAAACAUCGAUGAUCAUUCCAAACCUAACAACUAACAUGAUAUACGAAGUUAAAGUGCGAGCGGCUUCCGCAAGUGUCAUAAACCCGAAGCAAAUCAUUCUCGGUUCGUAUUCAGAACCCAAAAAGAUUUCUCUUCAACUAAACUGCGAGAAAGUUCCUCCACCGUCGCAGCGACAGUCCUAUGAUGAUUAUAACCUGGCCGUCCUGGCCGGUAUCGUCUUCAGUUGCUUCGGACUGCUUCUAGUCGUGCUGGCAUUCCUGCUAUGGAAAAAAUGUUUCCACGCCGCAUACUAUUAUCUUGACGAUCCUCCGGCUUGCCAAGGCACCAACACGGCCGGUGUGAUCGACUGGGAAGCCCCCUGCGAAGUGGCCGGCGAAGUGAGGGGACCAAUUCCGGUGAUUGAAUUCACCAAGCACGUGGCCUCGCUGCAUGUUGAUGGUGACAUUGGAUUCAGCAAAGAGUAUGAAGCAAUUCAGGGAGAAGCACUGAACGAUGAAUACCCAUCGGAGCAUUCGCAGCAUCCGGAUAAUAAGGGGAAGAAUCGUUAUCUUAAUGUGAUUGCUUAUGACCACAGCAGAGUGCAUCUACGGCAAGUUCCCGGUCAAAAGAAACAUUUGGAUUACAUCAACGCUAACUUCAUCGAUGGAUAUCAGCGGCCACGUUCCUUCAUAGGGACUCAAGGGCCUCUUCCGGGAACAUUUGACUGCUUCUGGCGUAUGAUUUGGGAGCAACGGGUUGCCAUUAUCGUAAUGAUCACUAACCUAGUCGAACGAGGUCGACGAAAGUGCGACAUGUAUUGGCCAAAGGAUGGAACGGAGAUGUACGGUGUGAUCCAGGUUCGCCUUAUCCGGGAAGAUGUGAUGGCAACGUACACAGUGCGAACGUUCCAGAUGAAACAUACGAAACUAAAGAAGAAGAAAGCUUCCCAAUCGGAAAAACUCGUCUAUCAGUAUCACUACACCAAUUGGCCGGAUCAUGGAACACCGGAUCAUCCGUUACCAGUGAUCAACUUUGUGAAGAAAUCCACUGCUGCCAACCCCUCAGAUGCGGGUCCAAUCGUGGUUCACUGUAGUGCUGGAGUUGGCCGAACCGGAACCUAUAUCGUAUUGGAUGCCAUGCUGAAACAGAUCGAGACCAAGGGAAUGUUAAAUGUGUUUGGUUUCUUGAGGUACAUCCGAGCUCAGCGAAACUAUCUAGUGCAAACGGAAGAGCAAUAUAUAUUUAUUCACGAUGCUCUUGUUGAAGCAAUUGAUAGCGGUGAGACCAACAUCAAAAUGGAUGCGAUAGGUGGACUUGUGAACAAUAUUGAUUUUAUCGACAGUCAGUAUAAGCUCAUCACCAGUUACCAGCCGAAGGAAAUCAAUUUGACUUCAGCUCUGAAACAAGUGAAUGCCAUCAAAAAUCGUAGCUCACUUGUUCCACUGGAAGGUAGCCGGGUUCAUUUGACUCCGAAGCCGGGUGUCGAAGGCAGUGACUAUAUCAAUGCCACCUGGCUGCACGGAUUCCGGCGGUUACGGGACUUUGUUGUCACGCAGCACCCGUUGAUCGAAACGUUCAAAGACUUUUGGCAAAUGGUCUGGGAUCACAAUGCUCAAACCGUGGUGCUACUGUCUUCCGCGGAUAAUAUGUCUUUUCUCCAAUUCUGGCCAAACGAAUCGGAACCAAUGGAGAGUGACUAUUACCGCAUCCGGAUGGAGUCGGAAACGUCAGAGAAUAACUACAUCGUGCGAAAUUUCGUUAUCCAGUCCAUCCAGGACGAUUACGAACUGAGUGUUCGUAUGUUUGAGAACCCCAUGUGGCCAGACAUGGCAAAUCCCCGGUCAAUCUACGACUUCACUCUGCGGGUGCAUGAGCGCUGUGCGCAGUACCGCAACGGACCGAUCGUCAUCGUCGAUAGGUACGGUGGCUUCCAGGCAUGUCAGUUCUGCUGCAUCAGUUCGCUCGCGAUGCAGUUGGAGUACGACCAGACGGCCAACGUGUACACCUACGCCAAGCUUUACCACAACAAACGCCCGGGCAUUUGGAGCUCGUACGAGGACAUCCGGCAAAUUUACCGGAUACUGUCGUACAUGCCUAAAGAGCUGGGCCUGCUCAAGUGCACCGAACUGCGGACGGAGUUUGACGAUGCGGCCAUCAUGACGGCUACGCCCGAUUUGUACAGUAAGAUUUGUAGUAACGGUAGUAUUAACACGCAUCUGAAUAGUAGCGGAGGCGGCGGCGGUGGAGGAGGCGAUGGAAACGAUGUUGGACCUACGGGGAAUGGUACGAACGGUGGUCUAUCAAUGGGAGGAGGUGGUGGCACAACCACUACGGUAACUAGUAUUCAAAAUGGAGGUACGGUAAUUGUGAAAAUGAACGGUGAAGAUAAUGACGAGCUGUCGGUGGUGGUGGCCACCAGUAAUCAUCUGAAUCUGGAUCACAAUCAGUCGUAGGUUGGAAAAGUAUUUACAAAUUUUUAAAUUCCUCUAAGUUAACCAGCGUAGGCGUAUUAGUCAUGAAUCUAAUUUUAGUACAACUGACAGUCGAGUUUUUUUUUAAUAUUUUACAAGUCUAUGCUAAGAAGAACGGAACUGUCGUAUUUAGGUAAUGUGGAGUGCAUAAUUAUUUAUUGAUCAGCUGAAUAUUUCGGGUGGUCAAAUGCAUUUUGCUAAGACAAAAUUUUGUGACAAUUUUAAUAGAGAGGAGUUGCAUGUUUACUGAUCUUUACUUUUUUUUUAAUUUUUGGCUUUUGCAUCUCAGAAAAUAUCUUCAUCAUAAAUUUUACAAUCAAAUGUAUAAAUUAACUUGUAUUUUCCUGACAGUGACGAAUACUCCAAGAAUCUAGUCGAAAAGCGAAUGUUAUACACAAUCAUUUUUGGUUUAUUACGUUUUUCAUGCAUUGGCAGCGUAUAUUAUGCGAAAAUUAUGAAUUUGCUGGCACUACCCGAAAUUGAUAAUCAAAUCGAGUUUUGUUUUUCUUUUGUAUUCGUUGAAUAAAACAAAAGAACAAUUUCCGUUAAAUGUAAAUAGGAAAAAAAAAUUCACAUGUGAUUCCAGUGAAGUAAGUUUUCGGUUCAGUGUAUAGGUUAGAUCUCGCUUCCACGUGCAUUUUCUGCCAUUUUAUUUUGGGAUAGACGCUCUGCUUUGUAAAAAACAGGUAUUUUCCCACAAAUAUUAGAUGACCGUGACCGACCCAAACUAGACUAUUUAAAUCUCUUGACAGUGCGAAAACAAGUUAGCAAUCUAAUUAUAUAAUAUUAACCGAAGGCCGAUAAACCGCGAAUUCUGCUGUGCAACUGAACUCAGCCGGAAGAAAGUAUUGUGAAAGAGAAUAUGUUUGCGUACCGUACAUUUGGAUGCAUCGUGACCGAGAGGGACAGUUUCUUCUGACUGCUCGGACGACAAAAAAAAAAAGACUGGUUUUCUAAUUUCUUAUUGUAAUGUUACAUAACCAUGGUAUGCAAAUCGAUGAAUCGAGGAUGAUGAUUCACUGUGCAAACCGAAAGCAGAAUCAUUAUAACCUAAUGCAAUUAUAACCCUAUAGGAAAAUAUACCUUGGAGUAAAUUCUAAUCCAGAAACAACAAAUAAAAUACUCUUACAUUCAUCAAACAAUAGAUGUUCUAAUGUUGAAAAUUUAUGGCGAAGUGAAAACAAAACUGACUUUUCCAGCUGCAGUGCCAAAAAGUCGCAUUCCGUCAGCCCAUACUAGUGUUGAGCCAUUGCAUUGGUUUCAAUCAUCAUCAUAAUUUGAUCGUAGGGUAUCGUACGGUUUCGACAGGUUUUCCUCUCAACGAAAUUAUCUGAAAGAUAGGCAUAGGGACUGACAAAGCCGUUCGACAUCUUACAUUGUCAUUCUUGUUGGUGUAGAUAUCAGAAGCAAACGAAACAUUAUUUCCCAUACCUACAGAUGAGUAAUACGGUUAAACAAAUAGUAUAAAUAACAGCCAGAAACAAGCGUGUUCCGAAAAUUUGUAGAUAUGAAAACAUUCAAACAGUUGAUGAAACUCAAAAUGCAGAAGAAUGCGAACAUGCAUUGAAAUCUGGUCAAAACGCACAUAGCCUUGAUUUAGGAAAAACAAAAAAAUAACGUAAGAUCAUUGAUUACAAUAUUCUUUCGCCAGAGGAAACAAAUAAAUAAAUCCCGUGACCUUUCCACUUCAAAUUCAAACAAUUAAACAAACAAAUGAUAUAAACAUGCGAAAAUGUUCAAAACAGGUACACGUACUAGUUGAAUUCGUCGUAAACUUCGAGUAAAAUUUACACAAAUAAGAGUACUAACGAUAAACACGAGAACAAAACUAGUUAAAUAUAUCCACUAUUAGACGAAGAAUAUAAAAGUAAACCCGAUCUAACGAAAAGAGAUUUUAUAAAUCUUAUGAGAUAUUCUCGAUUUUUACUAUAAAUUGCCCUUUUUUUUAUUCAUUAAGCAACGAUUAGUUCUGAAUCAUUUUGAUUACCCGCAAGCAAAUCGACGGAUAAUUAUGACUGGAUAGAACUCAAUCCCCUGUUAGUAACAGAAAGGCAGAGAACGCGGUUUGUUGACUGAAAAUAGAAAUAUGUAACUAGUAGCGCAUGGAUUGCAACCGGGAGAAAGGAAAAGGAGAAGAAACCCUACAACCUAUUAAAAUCUAUGAAAAAUUAGCGACUAGCAGUACAGUAAAUGCAAAAACUAAUUUUUAGCAGUCAUACAAGCAAGUAGAGAACGGUAAGGAUUAAGCAUAUGUUUAGGAAUUA